AUGGCAUUCGAUGAGAAGUAUUUCCCAGACUCCGUCAGGGAGAGGAAGAAAGUAGAAUUUAUUGAGCUUCAGCAAGGGGGCAUGACAGUGGAGCAGUACGCCUCUAAGUUUGCAGAGCUGUCUAGAUACACACCCCACAUUAUCAACAUCAACACGCGAAAGGCGGCCAAAUUUGAGAGGGGCCUUCGGUCGGACAUCAGAGGGAGAGUAUUGUUGGCCAAUUUGAAGUUAUACUCCCCUUUAGUAGACCUCGCCCUAAAGAUUGAAAGGGACUAUGAAGACCACAGAUCAAGGAAGGAAGGAAAGAUGAAGGUCGUACCAUCGAGAAAGUUUGGGAAGAAGCCCCGACAGAUCCCAAGAAGGGAUGUUAGAGAAGGAGCUUACAAAAAUUUCCCGGGCAACAGAGAGAAUGAUCGACACCCGGUCUGCCCUCAUUGUAGGAAGGAUAACCAUUCGAGUGUUACCGAAAGUAGAAUAUAUGCCACCGGAGUGGCAGGCCUGAGGUGUGUCUCUAUUUGUGGUAUUAAAGCUAGAGCUCUGAUUGAUUCUGGUUCCUCUCACUCUUUUGUUGCACCUCAUUUUGCCUACUAUCUAAAUGUUGAACCUACAUGUCUUGAUUAUACUCUAACAGUGUGCACGCCUGUAGAGGAUUCUAUGGAAACUGAUAGAGUGUAUCGAAAGUGUGGAAUUACAAUUGAUAUGUGUGACCUGCCCGUAGAUUUGAUCCUCCUAGAGAUUCAGGAUUUCGAUGUUAUUCUGAGCAUGGAUUGGUUGUACACACACUAUGCCACCGUCAAUUGCCAUGAGAAGAAAGUAACCUUUAAACGCCCUGCUCAAGCUGAGCUACACUUUGAGGGUACUAGGGAUACUUCCCCUCUGCACUUUAUCUCUACUCUUAGGGCCUCUCGCCUCCUAACUAAGAGAAGUGAAGGUAUCCGGCCUAUGUGGUUGAAAUCGGGACGUCCAGACCCAGCUAGAAGGAAUACUAGUAGUGAGAGAGUACCUCGAGGUCUUCCUGGAAGAGUUACCAUCCCUACCUCCAAUAACGGAGGUUGA
Molecule: messenger RNA, 1056 nt
Organism: Amborella trichopoda
Lineage: Eukaryota; Viridiplantae; Streptophyta; Magnoliopsida; Amborellales; Amborellaceae
Biological process (GO): proteolysis
Molecular function (GO): aspartic-type endopeptidase activity
Source: RefSeq, a predicted model, not a curated record